AAAGGCUCUUCCCGGCGGCGCAUGCGCAAGGCAGACGGACGCUCUGGUUCAAACCGAGGAGGGAUCGUUGGCUCGGCGGACGGAACGGGGGCGUCGCGCGGGGCAUGAUGGCCGUCAGCACGGGAAUUUCUCUGGUGCUUUCCUCCCUCUUGUCUUUGCUGCUUUUCACGGGGAUGCAGAUGUACAGCCGCCAACUGGCCUCCAGCGAAUGGCUGACCAUCCAAGGGGGUCUUUUGGGGUCGGCCCUCUUCAUUUUUUCCCUAACCGCCUUCAACAACCUGGAAAGUCUGAUUUUCGGCAAAGGGUUCCAAGCAAAGGUCUUUCCUGAAAUUAUUUCCUGUCUCCUGCUGGCGCUGUUUGCAGCUGGACUGAUUCACCGAGUGUGUGUCACCACUUGCUUAAUCUUCUCCCUGGUUGCCCUCUACUACAUCCAGAAGAUCUCUUCCACCCUCUACCAAACGGCCACCCCGGUCUCCGUACCGGUGAAGACGGUCAGCAAAAACCGGAAGAGGAAUUGACGACGGAACAUCGGAUCUCUCUCUCUCUCUCCGUUCUGGUUUCCAUCAAUGAAUUUCAAUAAAACCUCUCCCUCGGGGGAUUUCGUUAUAUCUAUAUAUCUAUCUAUA
Molecule: messenger RNA, 626 nt
Organism: Pseudonaja textilis
Lineage: Eukaryota; Metazoa; Chordata; Lepidosauria; Squamata; Elapidae
Gene: KRTCAP2
Product: keratinocyte associated protein 2
Biological process (GO): protein N-linked glycosylation
Source: RefSeq, a predicted model, not a curated record